GCCGCCAUGCUCAACAACCACUAUGCCCGUCACUACAAGGGCAAGCUCAUUGUGCGCUUCGACGACACGAACCCGAGCAAGGAGAAGAUGGAGUUCGAGGAGAGCAUGAUCAAGGACCUUGCGACUUUGCAGAUCAAACCUGACAUGGUUAGCCACACGUCCGACUACUUCGAACAGCUGCAAGCAGCCAUGGAGGAGCUCAUCAAAAAGGGGAAGGCAUACGUGGACGACACAGACGUGGACACGAUGAGGAAUGAGCGGGACAAGGGUGUCUGCAGCAAAUGCAGAGACCAGAAGGUGGAGGAGAAUCUCCGGAGAUUUGGGGAGAUGCUCAAAGGCUCAGAGGAAGGGCUGAAGAUGUGCGUCCGAGGGAAGAUGGACAUGCAGUGCGCCAACAAGUGUCUGCGCGAUCCCGUCUUCUACCGCUGCAAGACGGACACGCCCCACCACAAGCAUGGCUUCAAGUACAAGGCCUACCCCACGUACGACUUUGCCUGCCCAGUGGUGGAUGCACUCGAGGGCGUCACGCAUGCUCUUCGAACCAUCGAGUACAAGGAUCGCGCGCCAAUGUACGAGUGGGUGCUCGAAGCCACCGGGUCUCGGAAGGUCGAGAUGGUGGAGUUUGCCAAAACGCAAUUCUCCUACACCAUCCUAUCGAAGCGGAAGCUGACCUGGUUCGUGGAGAACGGCUACGUCGAUGGUUGGGACGACCCUCGCUUCCCCACUGUUCAGGGCGUCAUGCGCCGUGGAAUGACCGUGGAAGCCCUCCAAGACUUUGUCCUGACCCAAGGCAUGUCAAAGGCCACGAACAUGAUGGAGUGGGAUAAGAUCUGGGCCAUCAACAAGCAGAAGAUCGAUCCGAUCGUGCCUCGCUACCCUGCCGUAGCAGAGGACGCGGCCUGGCUCAAGCUGGACGGCCCGGCGGAGCCAACGACGAAGAUGGAGAAGAAGCAUCCUAAGAAUGAUGAGCUGGGCGAGCGAUUGCUCAUCCACUCCAAAGACAUCUACAUCGAGCAGGAGGAUGCCCAAGCCAUCGAGUCCGGCGAGCAAGUCACGCUGCUGCAUUGGGGCAACGCCUACGUGGACAAGAUCACUCGUGAUAAGAGUGGCAAGGUGACCGAGCUCGUUGGAAGACUGAACUUGGAGGGCAACGUGAAGGACACGAAGAAGAAGAUCCACUGGGUGCCCAAGCUCGACGAGCAGGUCACUCCCCUCAUUCUCCGCGAGUUCGACCAUCUUGUGACCAAGCCCAAGAUGGAGGACGACGAUGACCUGAAUGGCAUCAUCAAUCCACAGAGCGUCGUAGACACCAAAGCCAUCGGCGAUCCCCUCGUCAAGGGCCUCCCCAAGGGCACGAUGAUGCAGCUGGAGCGUCGGGGCUACUUCAUCGUGGACCGACCCGCCUUCCAGCCGGGCCAGGGGGUGAGUCCUUCGGAACCGAUGGUCUUGGUGAAGAUCCCCGACGGCAAGAGCAAGGAUAUGGGAAUGAAGUCUAAAGUGGAUCCGUCGAAGCUUCAAGGUGCAGCCGGCCAGAAAGGUGAGAAAGCAGAGAAGGACCCUGCCGGAGGCGUGUCCCGGCUGUGCAAUGACAGCCAGGCCGAGGCGACGGCCUACGCGGAUCUCGGACAUCGAUGCCGCGAGAAGGGGAAUCUGGUUGCCGCGCAAGACCUCAUGAGGAGGUGCCUGAAGAAGAGGCAGUUCCAGGACUUCCGCUUCUUUGACAAUGUUUUGGAGCUGAAGCUCUGCCAGAAGGAGAAGCGCUGCGCAGAGCUUUGCGAGAUUGCGCAGAGGGAGAUCGUCAAGCACAAGGAUCCUGAAAACUCGUUGCGCUACACACUGAUCCUGGCGAAGAUCGCCAAGGCUGGAUGGGAGCGACGGGAGAUGGGCCACGAGGAUGCCUGGAGAGCGCUCACGUCGGCUAAAGGUUUCUCGGAGAAGUGUGCUGUUGGUGAGCAGAGUCAGACACAUGCGAAGCUCGCAGAGUUCGCGGAUGCGGUGCUGAGGAGAGAGGAGGAGGUUUCGGGCCUCUCACCGGCCGGGCCGCAG
Symbiodinium sp. CCMP2456 is the source of this 2046-nucleotide messenger RNA. Lineage: Eukaryota; Dinophyceae; Suessiales; Symbiodiniaceae. The record is from the annotation of a GenBank genome assembly.